Molecule: messenger RNA, 486 nt
Organism: Zychaea mexicana
Lineage: Eukaryota; Fungi; Mucoromycota; Mucoromycetes; Mucorales; Lichtheimiaceae
Exons: 3
Coding region: 1-486 (161 amino acids)
Source: RefSeq, a predicted model, not a curated record
AUGGAAGAUGACUAUCAAGGAUAUGUCUACUACCGCAUGAGUAUUACCGACCACGCUGCCUCUUCUAAUAAUAAUGGUAGUGUGGUUACUCGUAACCACCCUGCUCUCAAUACCAGCACCACGACUGCGGCCUCUCAAAAAGCAGCACCGAGACCCAAAUUCAAAAAAGGGCUCGAUUGCGAUCUUGUGCUGAACACAAAGGCGUCAACAACUGACAAGCAGUUGGAAUUAUCGACAUCGCCAUCCACAGCCACCACAACAGUUACAGAACCAUCAACGAUGAAAAAAAUCCAAGGGCGCCGUUAUGGUGUUAUAGUAUCAUCAGAUGAUCGACAUCAGAAAGAACAGAAGGGCGUUACUGAGAAGCAUCAAGGACGCCGUCAUGGUGUUAUGGUAUCACCAGAUUAUCAACGCCAAGAAGAACAAGAAGAAGAUUUGUUGCUCCAACAAGGACAUCGCCUUCCACCAGGGUUCAUCAAAUCAUAG